AUGGAUCAGGAUCACAUUGAUAGGGCUAAUGAAGAUAUUCCACAAGAUAUAGAGCCAGUGGAGAUCAAUGAGGAUGUAGAAGUUACCGGAAAUGAAGAUGGAGAGGAACCCAAGAAAGAGGAUACGAUUCAAGAAAAAAUGAAAGAUAUUUUUAGUAUUGAAAAUGGACCUUUUAAUAUACAUCAGCUAAUCCACAGUCUGCCCGCUGAGCUAGAUUAUACAGCAUUUGAUGCUUAUAAUCAAAAUCUAUAUCUGGGUUCUACAACUGGCGAUCUAUUGCAUUAUUUUGAAUUGGAACAAAAUAAUUAUAUGCUGGUUUCUCAAACCAAAUUUAAUUCUGAUUUUAAUUAUCCAAUUGAUAAAUUUCAAUUGUUACCUAAAAUUGAGAGAGCUUUUAUACUAUCUAAUAAUACAUUGACCCUAUUUCUGCUACCCGAGUUUGCUCCUUCCCCAAAUGUCAGCAGCAUCCCUAAUGUGUCAGAUAUAAACCUUCGUAGUUAUUCGGUUCGAUCAAAAACUUAUAAAAUAUACAUUUACCUUGAUGAUAGGAUCGAAGAAUUAAAGGUAUCACAAUCGACUAUUACACGGGUAAGGAAAUAUGAUUUUAAAAUGAUAAACAAAGCGAUUUCUCUCGACAAUAUCAUCAUGUCUUCGAAGUUAAACAAUUACGAAUUAAUCAAUGCAAAAAGUUCCGAAGUUAUCCCAUUGUUUAGAGUCAGUGAAAGUGAGGAACCAUUUGAACCUAUAAUUACCAAUUUUGGCACCGAAGACUUUAUUGUUGUGUCUGGAGGUAUCUCAAAGGAAUCGAAUUCAAUGGUUUUUGCCAUUAAUUCAAAAGGUGAAAUUACCAAUGGUACAACGAUUUUAGAUAAGUAUCCGAAUAAUAUCAUAGCAUCCUAUCCUUAUGUUGUAACUCAACUCUCUGAUUCUGAAAUUCAAAUAUAUAAGUUAUCACUGGGUGAAUCAAUAAAGCUUCAAGAUAUUAAGUUCAAUCAUAAAGAGCCUAAACUCAAUAUAGCUAAUACGAUCAAAGAAUUUAGUAAUUUUAACACUAGUGAAUCCAAUAAGGUUAAAGAAUCCGUGGUGAACGUGUUAAGUUUAGUUCCAUUAGUAGGCGAAAAUGAUGAAUUAAGAUUAAGUGCAGAGAAAAGAUUUGUAGAACAGAAUUUUACUCUAAGAACCUCGUUAACAAUGUAUGGCAAUUGUGGGAUAUAUUUGUUAGCAAAAAAUCCGGAUAUAUUAGAAUUUGAUAAAUUCGAUGAAGUUGAAAUACCUAGAAUUAAAGCAUACUUAAGAGAGACCCGAAAACAUGAAUAUUCAAAAUACGAACAACUUGAAAGAAACUACCUAAUAACUUUAAGAUUGUUACUAAUAAUGCUACACUGUGAAAAGAUAACAGAUAAUGAAAUUAACAAGUGGUUUAAUUCAUCUGAGAAGGUGGAUUUAAGGAUUUUGUUUUACCUUUUUGAUUUAAAGAUAUUCGGAAACGUAUGGGUAAAUACUGGUCUAUUGAAGUUUGUACACAAUUUAAAAGCUUUAAAACUCACUCAUAAGUGUGACAAUUUAAAAUUAAUGUUGGCUUUGUUAAAUAAAUCUCUUGGCGAAGGAAACCAUGGGGAUAGAAUAAAUGAUUACUCGAACAUACGAAAGACAAUAGAUGUCAAUUUAUUUGAAUACAUGAUAAAAGAUGAGGAUCCAAUAAACGUAGAGAUGUUUCCUAAAGUAAGUCUAGAGGAAAUUCUGAAAAUUACUGAACAGGAGCAUGAAAAUAAUUACGAACUUCUCGAGCUUCUAUAUGCAAAGUUAAAAAAAUAUACACAUUCAAUACUAUUAAUUAAAAAGACUGGAAAUUCUGACGAUCUUUUGAGUUUUCUUUCUAAUAAUCUCGACAAUCUUCCUACCGAGUAUAAAUCAAUUUCCAUGAUUAAUGACAUUUUGUACAUACUAGAAUCACCUGAGGUUUCUGAGCCUACUCUACGAAGAGUCUUAAAAUUAAUGUCAUCUGCAAGACUUGACCCAAGAGAAUUGAUUCCUAAAUUAGAUCAUAAUAUUGAGGGAAAGAUCAAACUAAUAGAGUUCCUUGGUCCAGAAAAUUCAAAUGACAAGAAAAUACUAAUUUCCUAUUACUUAUCUAAGCUGCAGAGUACAAUAACCGCGAAUAAUAUUUGGGAGCUUAUGGGAACUUUUACCUCAGAAUAUACAAAGGAUUUGAAUUACUACAAAAGUAGCAUAGUUGAUUAUCUUUUAAUCAAACUUAAGCAUGAACAGUGCUGUGAAGAAAUGUUAUCUACAUUGGGUAACAUUAAGAAUCUCUGUCACGACGGUGAUUCGGACGCUGCAUUGUUAUCAUUGGUAUUGGAAAAUCUCCAGACGUUUGAUAUAGGAAACCUACUAUCAUUAUUAGUAUUGUUGCCUGAAUUUAAAACUAAAUUUAAUGAACUUCUGACGAAAGAAAAGAUAUUUGAUUUAUUUAUGUCGUACAACGAUUUUGUUAGCAUAGAAACAUAUUUGACGGCGAAAAACAUAUCUGAGGUACUUGAACAUUACCUUUCUCUAUCAAAGGGAAUAGAACCCAUUACAUUAGUAGUCACGUUACUUAAAAGAAAUAGAAGUUUACUUAAUGACCGUGAAGUUUUAAAAAAAGUAUUGAAGGUGAUACCAGAAGAUUAUCCAUUUGGGCCCUUGACUAGUUUCCUAUUCCCAAUAUUUAAAGAUAUCGAAGACAAUAAGAGAAGUUUAGAACUUGAGAAAGCGCUGUUAAAAAGUGAAAUUUCACUUUACACUGAGCUUUUGUCGAAUUUCGAUGACGUAAAUUGA
Vanderwaltozyma polyspora DSM 70294 is the source of this 2817-nucleotide messenger RNA. It is a transcript of the gene VPS3, whose product is annotated as CORVET complex subunit VPS3. The transcript has a single exon. The record is from RefSeq and is a predicted model, not a curated record. NCBI's taxonomy places the organism in Eukaryota, Fungi, Ascomycota, Saccharomycetes, Saccharomycetales, Saccharomycetaceae. Gene Ontology annotation, cellular component: cytoplasm; fungal-type vacuole membrane. The coding region runs from base 1 to 2817 and encodes 938 amino acids. Gene Ontology annotation, biological process: endosomal vesicle fusion; autophagy; vesicle-mediated transport.